AACAGUACCUCUGCCAUGUCCUCACAUGCAAUAAACUACACCAUGGCUGGCAGCAGUAUUAGCAGCUUUAAGGCAGCAGACCUUGUCGUUCAGCUCUCUACCAGUCUGCAGAGGAAGCCAGAUGUAGUUGACUUUGGGACAGUCUUCACGGACCACAUGCUGACCGUGGAGUGGAACGCCAAUGGGGGCUGGCAGACUCCCCUCAUCAGGCCCUUUGGGGACCUUUCCCUUCACCCAGCCUGUUCAGCACUGCAUUACGCCGUUGAGCUGUUUGAAGGCCUGAAAGUGUACCGAGGUGAUGACAAGCGCCUCCGCCUCUUCAGACCCCUAUUGAACAUGGAGCGAAUGUCAAAGUCUGCAAAGAGAGCUUGCCUACCUGCCUUUGAUCAAUCAGAGUUGCUGGGGUGCAUCAAGAGGCUGAUAGAAAUCGACCAGGACUGGGUGCCUCAUUUAGGUUCAGGCUGUCUGUAUAUAAGACCAACAUUUAUCGGCACUGAGCCUUCUCUAGGGGUUAAGAAGCCUAACCGUGCCUUGCUGUAUGUAAUCAUGUGUCAAGCCGGCUCUUACUUCAACACCGAGCUGUCUCUGUGGGCCGACCCAAAGUACACACGGGCUUGGAAAGGCGGAACUGGAGACUGCAAGAUGGGAGGGAACUAUGGAGGGACUCUCUUUGCACAGCAGGAGGCGGGGAGUUAUGACUGUCAGCAGGUGCUGUGGCUGUACGGAGAGGACCACCAGAUAACCGAAGGAGGAACCAUGAAUAUCUUUCUGCACUGGAUCAAUGAGGACGGAGAUGAGGAACUUGCAACACCACCACUAGAUGGCAUCAUUCUUCCAGGCGUCACUAGGCAGAGCAUCCUGGACCUCGCCAGAAAAUGGGAUGAGUUCAAAGUGUCGGAGCGAUACCUGACGAUGGGCCAGCUGUGCUCGGCCCUGAAGCAGCAGCGUCUUAAAGAGAUGUUUGGCUCUGGCACUGCCUGCAGGAUCUGCCGUAUAGGAAGCAUUGUGUACGAAGAAAAGAAUUUGCAGCUCCCCAAUCAAGACAAGCACUCAUUAUCUUCAAGGAUUGCAACAGAACUGACAGAUAUACAGCACGGCCGCUCUCCGAGUGACUGGACGUACCUUGUGUAGCGGUGAUGAAGAAUUUUGGACUGGCAUUCGACAAAGCCACUGAAAUCAGACUGAUCUUCACUGGUCAAAAGGGGAAAAAAAGAUAGUCUUACUGUACGUAACUGUGGUUGUUUCAUCUUUUACUUGUUAUUUAACCUAAGUUGAAAAGAAUCGCACAACUGUCCAAAGUAAUUAGCAAAAGUAGCUUGAUGUCUAAUGUAAUACUGUACAAUAACUUACAGAGCAACCGCAGCCACUUGUUUUUACUUAUUUGCGCAACAUGCAUAGACCCAACUUGCAAACUAGCA
This is a messenger RNA of Xiphophorus hellerii (green swordtail), 1418 nucleotides long. RefSeq names its product branched chain amino-acid transaminase 1, cytosolic (gene bcat1). Lineage: Eukaryota; Metazoa; Chordata; Actinopteri; Cyprinodontiformes; Poeciliidae. Gene Ontology annotation, cellular component: mitochondrion. Gene Ontology annotation, molecular function: branched-chain-amino-acid:2-oxoglutarate transaminase activity. Gene Ontology annotation, biological process: L-leucine biosynthetic process; L-valine biosynthetic process. The record is from RefSeq and is a predicted model, not a curated record. Bases 16 to 1131 code for a protein of 371 amino acids. The transcript is spliced from 11 exons.